This is a messenger RNA of Chanos chanos (milkfish), 2064 nucleotides long. Its product is annotated as kinesin-like protein KIN-14R. The record is from RefSeq and is a predicted model, not a curated record. Gene Ontology annotation, cellular component: microtubule cytoskeleton. Gene Ontology annotation, molecular function: microtubule motor activity; microtubule binding; ATP binding. Gene Ontology annotation, biological process: microtubule-based movement. NCBI's taxonomy places the organism in Eukaryota, Metazoa, Chordata, Actinopteri, Gonorynchiformes, Chanidae.
AUGGGAAGCGGAGCCUCGGUUGCCGAUGCAAGGAGAGAUGCAGAACAGAACCCCGAACCUCGUUGGCAUCUGGGAGCAGUAGAGGGAGCUCCUCAAUACCACUCUGUUACCACGGAGGAAGGUGUUGAACCCCAGGCAGAAAUAGCCAAAAACGCUGGACUCCAGAAUCCGAAAGAUGAGAGUCGAGAGGAGGCUGCCACAGGACCUGGGGAGGUGCCACUCGCGUUUGAGAGUUUUCUUCACAACAACGGAAUCCUGUACAGGUGCUUCAGUCACCACGGGAAAAGGGUCUAUGUUGAUGAGUCAAAAGUGAUGGGCCAGACCCAAGGCCAACAGGGCAGUACUAAUGAGAACAGCGGGCGAGCCAUGUUCCAGGAUGACUGGGCUAGCAGAGUCUACAUACAGGGAACAGGAUUUGUCAUGACCUAUAUAUUUGAGGAGAGAGCCAAUAUCUGCCGGUAUUUUGAUUCCCAGUCUGGACUCUGGCUGUUACUGCCCCUGCAAUGGGAGAUGAACGUCGAUUUUGUCCAUCACAGGAUUCAGCAAGUUAUGAAAGCUCUCCCAGGUCUGGUGGAUCAGAAGGAGAUUACUGCAGUGCUCAGACAGUGUAACUACGACCCUGAUGAGGUCAUCUCUGUUUACCUGACCAUAUUUGGGGAUUUUAUCCUGCAACCACCUCAAGGAACUCAGACUCAAUCAGACUUAAACUCUUUCCGAGUUGCUGAACUGGAAGCUGACAAACCGGAGGCCAGGGAGAAAAUCAGAGCGCUUCUGAGCCGUAGGUCCACCACACCCCCAGUCGAAGCACCCCCUAAACCCCCUGUGGACCCCCAGAUACUCCAGCAGGUGAGCAGGUUAACAAGGGACCUGAAUGUGUCAAAUAGGCAGCUGUGCUCCACUGUGCAUAACACAUUGAUGGAUAUGGAGAACCAGCUGAAGCAGUUCAGUGCAGCAGCUGAGAAGAUGGCUCUGCAGGAGCAGCAGUCACUCCAGGCAGUGGAAGAGCUGCGCUCCCUCUACCACAAGGAAACAUUAGAGAGGAAGACCCUCUAUAACAAAUUUGUGGAGCUGCAGGGGAACAUUCGUGUGUUCUGCCGCUGCAGGGCUCACAUGGGCCCCACAGGCUGCUUUGGGGUACCCACCGACCAGGAACUGGUGGUUAUGCAGAAAGGAAAUAAGAAGUUCCACGUUGAUAAGGUCUACAGCCCCAGUGCAUCUCAGGAGCAGAUGUUUGAGGGGAUGAUGCCAGUCAUAACUUCCUGUGCUGAUGGAUAUAACAUCUGUAUUCUGGCAUACGGCCAGACAGGCUCUGGGAAGACCUACACAAUGAUGGGCACCAAAGAUAAACCAGGGGUCAAUAUGAGGUCAGUUAGACAACUGCUGCACAUAUGCAAAGAGAGAGAAAAGAUCACAUACACACUAAAGGUCUCUAUGUUAGAGACCUAUAAUGACAACUUGAACGAUCUGCUGUCCAAAACGCAGAUGGGUCAUAUGGAAAUUCGCAUGCAGGGGAAGUCCGUCAGCAGACCUGGGCUAACAUGGGUUGAGGUGAAAACACAGGGCAGUAUCUUGGAUGUUACGGCGACAGGUGAAAAAAACAGAAAGAUUGCUUCUACCAAAAUGAACUUUGAAAGCUCGCACUCUUACCUCAUCCUGACCUUGACUGUGGAGAGCUUGGACAGCAUCUCUGGUGUCACGUCUCGGUGGCUGACCCUGUGUGACCAGGCCGAAUCUGAGCGCAUCUCCAAAACCGAGGCCAAAGGUCAAAGACUUUUGGAGGCAGCUGCCAUCAUCAAAUCCUUAAUGUCUCUCGGACAGGUAUUCAGUGCCCUGCACUGCAAUGCUCUGCAUGUCCCAUUCAGGAACAGUAAACUCACCCACUUACUGCAGCCGUGUCUCAGUGGAGAUGCCAAGGCCUUUGUGUUUGUAAAUGUCAGUCCUGAUGUGAGAAACCUGGGUGAGACCCUCAGCACUCUCCAGUUCGGUUCGUCCAUCCAACAGGUGACGCUGGGGAAAGCCACACAGCACGUAACUCCAUCUAAACCCACCAAGGUGGACAAGUAA